Bombus pyrosoma is the source of this 1403-nucleotide messenger RNA. RefSeq lists its product as uncharacterized. Lineage: Eukaryota; Metazoa; Arthropoda; Insecta; Hymenoptera; Apidae. The transcript is spliced from 5 exons. Gene Ontology annotation, cellular component: nucleoplasm. Gene Ontology annotation, molecular function: RNA binding. Bases 162 to 1247 code for a protein of 361 amino acids. The record is from RefSeq and is a predicted model, not a curated record.
UUAGCAUUCUUGCGUACAAAAACGUAAAGUGGUGCAACAACAAUAAUAAAUAUAAAUAUUAAAUAUAUGAAAUUUUGUUAGAAAAUUAAUUAUAACUACAUAUACUUAAAAAAACUCUAAUUUUGUAAAAAAUAUAGUAAAAAAAAAAAUAUAUAUAAAUCAUGGAUGAUAAAUGCGUCAUAACAAAGCUUCCUCAUCAUGUACAACAAAAAUUGUGUCAUACACGACCUCCUUAUAGACAAGGGAAAAGAUUGACGUCUGUGAAGGUUUAUACGAUAAAUGAUGAAUCAAAACACUUAAUGAUAUGUGGAGUACCAAAACUCCAAUUAGGUGAUGAAGUGAGAAAGCUUGUUGAACCUUAUGGUAAUAUUAGAAAGAUACAUGUAGUGUCUGAUUAUCCCACAGAGGAAUUUACAGAAGCAUAUUAUGUACAAUAUGAUCGUAUACAAAAUGCAAGAAUAGCAAAACGAUUCAUUGACGGCAAAAAUUUUUAUGGAGGUUCACUACAUGUUUUUUAUGCACCUGAACUUGAAAGUGUCUCAGAAACUAGAGCUAAGCUCCUUCAACGUCGAAGAGAAGUAGCUAUACGUAUAAGAAAAAAUCAACAGGAUGUAUCGAAUCCAAAUACUGAUAAAUUUGUUCCAAAAGAACAGUAUAAUAGAAGGAAAAGAACACCUGCUUUACCACUGACAGAAGAGCGCCUCUGGCAACAAUAUCCUGGAGAAACAUUAUUUUCCAUUUAUGAUGGUAUACCACAAAGUCUAGAUCCAAGGCCAAUAUGUGAACCUAGUCUACCAUCAACAUCAUCUGCAUAUCAAGAGGAUACUGCAUCUAAUUCAUUGCAAAGUCCCUAUUAUCCGACUGAAGCUAUUAUUGUUCAAGCAAGUGAAUUUAAAGAAACUACAUCAAAAUUGGAUUGUGUAAGAAACAAAAAAAGAAAUUACAAGGGACAGUCUAUUAAUAAUAAUAUCAAAGUUAGAGUUGUCAAGCCACAAAUUGUCGAUACAAGUGCUAUAACAAGAUGGGAUACUUCAAAUAAGAAUAUAUUUUCUAAUCCAAAGAAACCUCAGAAUAAUAUAAUUAUCAAAUUAAUACCAAAAAGUGAAAAUGAGAAAAAAAGGAUUGUAAUAAAAGAUCCAAGUGUUACCCAGUUAGUACAACGAAGUGAAAAUCUGCAGUUGUCAAUUGAAAAAGCCAAAUCUCAGGUACGAGCAGCGAUGCAAAUGAACAACAAGGAAAAUCCAUGAUUUCAUAUCAAGACAAAUAAUAAAAAGUUCAUUCAAAGGAUUAUUUAUUUUAUAUCAAUUAGAUACGCACUAUUCCGAUCGACUUACACUUAUGUUUAUAAUUAAUUUUUACAAUUAUUUGAAUUUGUUUAAAAAAUAUAAAAAAUAUAAACUAUG